AUGACGAAAACUGUAUUAGUCCUCGGUGCCACUGGAACCCAGGGUGGAUCAAUUGCCAAUCUUUUGGUUCAGUACCCAGAUCAAUAUCUGGUACGAUGUCUUACUCGAAAUCCUAGCUCGGACAAGGCCAAAGCCCUGGCUGCAAAAGGAGCCCAGCUGGUGAAGGCUGAUUUGACUAUCCCUUCCACCCUGCCAGCGGCAUUUAAAGGUGUUUGGGGUGUCUUUGCCGUCACCGACUUUUACGAUACGGCUGUCCUCGAUGAUCCUAUGAGUGAGGAGAAACAAGGUCAGCAUAUCGUCGAAGCAUCUGUGGAAGCUGGCGUUGAAUGUUUCUUGUGGAGUACUUUGCCAAGUUCUCGAGAGAUAUCCGGGGGCAAGUUUGUCACAAGGCUAUAUGAAGGAAAGCAGUUUGUUGAUGCAGUCAUUCGCCAUGCAGGUCUCAAGGGCGCCUUCAUCCGUACUGGAAACUUUUAUGAGAAUAUGAUCUCGCGAAAGUAUGCUGCAUAUGACAUGGAGAAUGAUGUUAUUACCAUGACUCGACCCAUUAUCGGACCCGAUGCUGAACUCACUUCGCUUUACGUCGAGAAGGACCUUGGUGCAGUUGCCAAAGCGCUGUUCGACCAGUGGGAGGAGAAGAAGGAUAUUCUUGAUGGACAAUACUUUCUCGCCAGUGGAGCUCGGGAGACAAUGGGCGAUAUCAAUGCUAUCCUUGAGAAAGUCUCUGGUAAAAACGUCGUUUACAAGGUCAAACCAACCUGUGGUAUUCCGGAUCGCGAUAUCAUGCUGCAGCUUUACAACGGCGUGGGAAUGUACCCUGGGGUCGAAAUCCCAACUCCCGAGGUGGCAAUGCUAGGUGUGAAGCUUCAUAGUGCUGAGGAUUUUAUCAGGGAGAGAUUGCUCCCGCAUCUCAACAUUGAUCCAUCCGAACUCUAUCACCGUCGCCACAGCGCAGACAAGCCAAUGAGCUCGAGUCACGGCCCCAUUUCACGGAAAUUCCAGCCAAAUUCCGUCAAAAGCAUAAGUCCUGAACUGACUGGCCUUCGGCAGACUUCCAUCUCCAUUCAAACCUCAGUCGACAUAAUGUCACCUUCGGAUAUUCAGGAUUGGGAUCCAGCUAGCGAGGCAGUAGACCAGACUGCCUCCGCAACUGACGAUGCCCGCGAUACUACACCAAUAGACGACCAAGAUGGGACCAAGAAAAGAAACACCACCAAAGACACGGCAACGGCCAGUGCUGAAUCCUCGGAACGGCCUGCGAAGAAGAUGAAGAGAGGGAAGUACAUAUCUAGAGCUUGCACUUCCUGCCAGCAGCGCAAAAUAAAGGUUGGUGUCCAUGUCCUGCCGUCCUCUUUCACUGUCAAGAUGAAUGACGAUUCUGACGAGUCUGAUCAUACCAGUGCGAAGGAGGAGAUCCAUGUCGACAAUGCCUCGCGAAACAACUACCUUGCCAGCCGUCUGCCCCAAGAGGCGCACAACAGGGCCCUUAUUUACCAUAACAGCAUCAAUCGCGAAGUGUUAGUUCGUCUGGAAGCAGUAGAACGCCAUCUACGUCUGAUGAGACCGCCCACUCCCGAUCUAUCUAGACCAACGCAUGACUAUGCGUCAGUCGAAGACCAAUUCAAACCUUCGGCAGCCAAACUACAAAGUGCCCUCGAGACAGAUGGACAAACCUUUGCAGGAGAGAUGACGAUAACUCCGACUCUGGAAGACGAGAACGAUCCGUUGGACCAUCAAAGCUCUGUAUCGUCGGCCAUGCGAAUAGACAACUCUUCUCCGGCAUCUUCUCUCCUCCCACCAGCAACAGCAACAUCACCAGCUGACGCGACGGGCAGAAAAAGGGGAUGGUUCGAGCGUAUACUGGCGCGGCAUGGCGUCAUUACCGAUGAGAAACAAUGCAGGUAUCACCUACAAGUCUUCAUGGACGAGGUGCACCCGAUGUAUCCGGUCGUCCAUCCACCGGAAGUCUGGGAAAUCUUCAACGAAAUGUGGCAGCACCAAGCGAUCAGUUCCUCCGCCGAGUCAACUCAAAGCGAGCAACUCCGUGUCUCCGUUGCUCUGGUGUGUUUUUGCCUAGCUCUUGGACGAUGCAGCAUGUCAGCAAGAAUGAGCGACCCCAGCGGAGUCGAAUCAUCCGGCUGGAGUCUGUAUAGUGUGGGAAUGAGUCUUCUUGGUGAUCUGCUCGAGACCAGUAACACAGCUAUAAAGUCACUGCUCAUGUUGCAAGUUUUGAUAGUGAGGAUAAUUUACAUGUUCCGACUAGACGCGAAUCAGAAAGCAGCCAGAGUACACGCCUUGAGUGUGUCGGUUGCGCAAACAAUAGGCUUGCAUCGCCAGAGCACCAUCGAGAGUAUGCCAGCUUAUUACAACCAGUUGUACUCACGUGCUUGGUGGUCUUUAUAUCUGCUGGAUCGACGACUGGCUCUUGAGUCCGGAAAGCCAUAUCUAAUCCAAGACAGCAAUGUUGAUACGGCGUUGCCGCUGGACCUCAGCGAUGAGUGGAUGACACGAUUUUCGUCGAGAAAGGAGACGAUAGCAGACCUUCAGCACGAGAUAGUUGUCGAGGCUGCGAGGGACUCGUCCCCUUCAUGCAUUCCAUAUGUUACUGCCAUGGUGCGUUAUUGCCGUGUAGCUGGCAAGACGUGGGAAGUUUUAUACGGUGUCAAGUCGUCCACUGCUUCCAUGCCAGCCAUGAUCCAAUAUGUCGAUACUGCGAUCGGAAAAUUACUCAACACAGUUCCUCCAUGUUUGAAAUAUGACCCUGAUGUUCCCUAUGAAGCUCAGUUUAGCACGAGGACUCGAUGGCAAGCAAAACAAACAUUUCUCUUCAGCAAUUGCUGUACAUAUCUGCGUCUUUUAAUAAGAAGACCACUAUUACCAAGCUCCAGCUCCAUCUACCAUACAGAGGAGGAUGAUCUUGAGUCCUCAAUCGAGUGUGCUAGUCUCGCUGCCCAGAUUCUUACCACACAUCAAAACAUAAAAGACGAUGGACUCAAGUAUAGCUUCGCGCUCAGCCACUACGUCACCAGCUGCGCACUUGUCAUGGUAGGCUUGGUGUCGAGAGAACCAGGAUCGAAGAGAAGGUACGGAGGUCUAAUACUUGCAGCCACUCAGUGUUUGAACGAGUACUGCCAGAGGAUUUGGGUCUCUGGAAAGAUGAUGCGCUGCGUUUCUAGGCUUAGUCGGCUAGUUGGGCGCGUUCUUGCCUUGAACUCACAAGGAGGUCAAGACCGCCAGAGCCCGUCAGGUAUGAGGCGAGACUCGGUAUCAAGUCGCUUGAUGCAGCACCUGACGCCGCCCCAAGCUGAAGAUCAAGAUCCCGUGCAAUACAGAACCGGAACGUCUAACAUGUACAACAAUCAGCUCAAAGACGCGGGAAUGGACUCUCGUAAGAGUGUGGAAAGGGAUCAAGAAGUAGAUUGUUAUUCGUUCAGCACUGGCUCUUUAGGCACAAUUCCCGAGAGAUCGACAGGAGGCUCCAACAAGCUGCCCACGUCCUGGAUAGCCGAUCCGAGCCUUGAUCGUCGCAAUAGCUGGAUCAUGUCAGACUUCAAUUUCGAGACUUUUGGAGAGCGCUUUGGUCCGAAUGAUGCCGAGUUGACGGCCUUCAUGGAAAAUGAUAGCCUUGAUUUUGCCCGGGGUAUGGGAAUGGCCUCGGGUACUGAGCGGGGACCUGGUGAGGCACGACUUGGCGCUCUGGGUAUCAACGGCGUGUUUGAUCUUGAUAUGGACUUAUUUCCUACUAUGAUGAACCUAUACGGCAGUUAA
This is a messenger RNA of Fusarium redolens, 3765 nucleotides long. RefSeq lists its product as uncharacterized. The coding region runs from base 1 to 3765 and encodes 1254 amino acids. Gene Ontology annotation, biological process: positive regulation of transcription from RNA polymerase II promoter by galactose; DNA-templated transcription. Gene Ontology annotation, molecular function: DNA-binding transcription factor activity, RNA polymerase II-specific; RNA polymerase II cis-regulatory region sequence-specific DNA binding; zinc ion binding. The record is from RefSeq and is a predicted model, not a curated record. NCBI's taxonomy places the organism in Eukaryota, Fungi, Ascomycota, Sordariomycetes, Hypocreales, Nectriaceae. Gene Ontology annotation, cellular component: nucleus. The transcript is spliced from 12 exons.